This is a messenger RNA of Prorocentrum cordatum, 960 nucleotides long. Lineage: Eukaryota; Dinophyceae; Prorocentrales; Prorocentraceae. The record is from the annotation of a GenBank genome assembly.
AUGGGCAAUGACUCGGCGGUGAUGGAGCCUGGCAACCCAGGCAACGAGAUGUCCUUUGCGGUGCUCUUCAAGAAGCUCGGGGUGGAGAAUUACUCCAUCUGCCUGGGCACCGGCCCGCAAGCGGACGGGUACCUGACGUGGAACGACCCGCACAUCCAGGAAUACCCUGAGCUUUUUGCAAGGCUGGAGGUGCCAGUCGAGAGCGGCUACUGGAUGGUUACGCUGACAGACUUUAGGUUGGGCAACCAAAUGAUCGCUUGCGAGAGCGGUUGCGGGGCAGUGCUCGACAGCGGCACCUCGCUGAUCGCAGCACCGUUCGAGCCGUUCUCUGAGUUGAGCAGCAGAGCAGACGAUCUCAUCACGGAUUGCUCUGACAUUACUGGGCUCCCUGAUCUGCAUUUCAAGCUGGACGGCGUGCCCUUCUCCCUCCCGCCCGAUUCGUACAUCGGCAAGGUCCACGGCAAGACGUCCAAGGACAUCUCGGCACACUUCCGCAAGUCGGGGAACGAGAACAGGUCCUGCCAAGCGGCGCUGAUGCACGUAAGCAUGGACUCGGCCAUGGGCGCACGGAUAUUGGGCAUGCCUUUCUUCCGCAAGUACUAUAGCGUAUUCUCCCAGCCGACGGCGAAGUCGGGGGCCGCCGUGUACACGACGCUCGCCAGCGAGGAGUGCCUGCCUGCGGCGGAGCAGGACGCAGCAGCUGCUGGCCGUCCACCGCGGGCCGGCGAGCGCCGCCCCGGCGCAGCCCGCCAGGAGACGAUCGACGCCUCCGCGCUGCACGUCCCCAUGUGGGCCACCGCCUACAGCGCCGAAGCCUACGGCCGGCCCGGGCAGAACCUGCUGUCCAAGGGGCGCGGGCUGUCGCGGUCCGCGGGGCGCAAGGUCGUCAGGGGAGUGCCCAGCCGCCUGCGCCACGACGCAGAGGAGGGCGGCGCGCACGCGCUGCUGGUGGAGCAGUGA